Molecule: messenger RNA, 566 nt
Organism: Poecile atricapillus (Black-capped chickadee)
Lineage: Eukaryota; Metazoa; Chordata; Aves; Passeriformes; Paridae
Gene: TRARG1
Product: trafficking regulator of GLUT4 (SLC2A4) 1
Exons: 3
Coding region: 36-566 (176 amino acids)
Cellular component (GO): membrane
Source: RefSeq, a predicted model, not a curated record
CGGCGGGGCGCUGCCGGAGCCCGCUCCGCCGGGCCAUGGCCAGCACCGGCUCCGCGCCCGGGGGCGCCGGCCCGGGCUCGGGCACGGCGCUGCCCACCCGCUUCCAGGAGACAGAGAAGCUGCUGUCGGCGACAGAGGGCCGGGAGGAGAAGGGCCUCCGCGGCUCCAAAUCCUUCACGGCAGCCUUGCCCGGCGAGACGGAGCGCAACGGGCACGGGCUCGGCUACAAGUCGGUGUCGGUCGGGCACCUGGAGGCGCCGCCGCUGUCGCCGUCCCGGCUGAGCCUGGGCAGAGCCUCGUCCACGGCCACCAGCACGGCGGCCCCGGAGCAGGGCCGCCCGCGGGACUACCUGGUGCUCGCCAUCUUCUCCUGCUUCUGCCCCGUCUGGCCCAUCAACAUCGUGGGCCUCGUUUUCUCCAUCAUGUCGAGGAACAGUGGCCAGCAAGGGGACACAGAUGGUGCCCGGCGGCUCGGACGCAUGGCCAGGCUGCUCAGCAUCGUCUCCAUUGUGCUGGGGACCAUCAUCAUCGUGCUCUACAUUUCACUCAGCGUCAGAGGUUCCUAG